This is a messenger RNA of Carcharodon carcharias (great white shark), 1296 nucleotides long. RefSeq names its product R-spondin 1 (gene rspo1). NCBI's taxonomy places the organism in Eukaryota, Metazoa, Chordata, Chondrichthyes, Lamniformes, Lamnidae. The record is from RefSeq and is a predicted model, not a curated record. The coding region runs from base 27 to 782 and encodes 251 amino acids. The transcript has 5 exons.
UUUUGGUGGUGAUCAUUUUAAACUCCAUGGAUUACACCGGCAGCCAUGACUUGAAGGGAAGGAGGCAAAGACGAAUAAGCACGGAGGUAACCCCAGUUUGUCCGAAAGGGUGUGAGGUGUGCUCGGAGUACAAUGGAUGUCUAAAGUGUUUGCCUAAAUUGUUCAUCCUUCUGGAAAGGAACGACAUUCGACAGACAGGCAUUUGUUUGCCAUCAUGCCCAAUUGGAUACUUUGGUGUGCGGACACCAGAAAUGAACAAGUGCAACAAAUGCAAAAUUGAGAACUGUGAGGCCUGCUUCAGCAGAAACUUUUGUACUAAAUGUAAAGAAGGACUGUACCUGCAUCGAGGGAAAUGUUAUGACAGCUGUCCAGAGGGGUUUGCAGCCACAAAUGGCACUAUGGAGUGUAGCCAUGCUGCACAAUGUGAAUUCGGUGAAUGGAGUCUCUGGGGCCCGUGUACCAAGCGAGGAAAGACAUGUGGUUUCAAAAGGGGUGCAGAAACGAGGACCAGACAGUUGCUCCAAGGGCCUUCAUCAGAAGACGUGACAUGUCCCCCAACCAGAGAGAGCAGAAGUUGCACAGUGCAGAGAAAGCCUUGCUCAAAUGGCCGAGGUAAAGUCAAAGGAAGAAAAGGCAAACAGAAACCGGGGAAGAAAGACAAACAACAGAACAAAGAAAGUGGCAACAGGCAAAGCAAGAAGGAAAACAAGCCUGGGAAUAAGAAAAAGAAAGGGCAACAGGGGAAGACCCUUCCUGCAACAACCCCCGUCACCGUUCAAUAGCAGCCUUAUUUCAACGCAAACACUUCAAUGCUGAAACAUAUAAGUCGGCUUUUCUGAACUGGAGCGUUGCUACAGAGAAGAAUAAAUACAAGGCUCUUGUUUCCCUAACUGUUUAAGAUAAGAAGUGAAGUUAUUGUUUUGAGGACUUAAGUAACAGAGAUCCAUUGCACCUGGCUUCAGUGUAUAUCUGAAAAUGGAAUGAAAUGGGAAUUAAAUAGUUCAGUGGAUCUUUCAGAGGACGGUGUUAGGAACUUUCAUCAAAAUGAUGACUGAAUAUUGUAGAGCAGGUCAACUGCAGAACUGGAGAUGACUGUUUCUGGGGGAGGGGAGAAUGACUGACAAAAAGGCUUCUGGAAAUGUGCAAAUAUUUCUGCACCAAUUUUGGGCAGUUGGUUCCUGCAUUGAUUGAAAGAUGUAAACUUAAUUUCCUGACAGAAUGUUAGAAUUAUGCAUCAUUAAACUGCUUUAAAAUAUAUUUCAAAUGAAAAUAAGGCAAUAAAAACAUAUAACAAUU